Molecule: messenger RNA, 2653 nt
Organism: Tetranychus urticae (two-spotted spider mite)
Lineage: Eukaryota; Metazoa; Arthropoda; Arachnida; Trombidiformes; Tetranychidae
Gene: Gycbeta100B
Product: guanylate cyclase soluble subunit beta-1-like
Biological process (GO): response to oxygen levels; cGMP biosynthetic process
Cellular component (GO): guanylate cyclase complex, soluble
Molecular function (GO): guanylate cyclase activity; heme binding
Source: RefSeq, a predicted model, not a curated record
UUCAAUAGGAAACUCAGUCUCAGUUUGUAAUUUUGUUCAACUUAUCACAGCAAACGACAUCAACGAACAAUAAAGAGAAACAAUUAACUGAUUUGAUUAGUGAUAAGCUUUUAAACAAUAUUUUCAUUUUGUGCAAAUGAGAAACAAUUUACCAGGAAAAUUAAAUCAUUAAAUAAGAAACAGAGAAACAAAUAAACGAACGAAAACAAAAACUAAAAGAAAAGCCGACUCGUGAAGUUGCUAUUUUCACCACCAGGAACCACGCACAUCAACUUUAACCAUUCAAUUUGAUUCAAUUCAUCGACAAGAUAUCAUCUUUCGUCUUCGACUUUCCCUCUUUGGUUCCAAUGAGUUCGGACUGAUGAAACUUUUAUGCAUAAUUUUUUACUCUUCAAUCUUACGAAACUUACUGAUAUUCAUUUUACCACAAUAAAUAGCCAUUGAGCUGUUGAUAUAAUCAGACAGCCGAGUCAAGGAAACAUCAAAAAUGUAUGGAUUUGUUAACCAUGCUUUAGAACUUCUUGUAAUUCGAAACUUUGGAAAUGAAGUUUGGGAAAAGAUAAAGAAGGAAGCAGAAAUUGAAAUGGAAGGUUCAUUUUUGGUUCGAUUGAUUUAUGAUGAUGAAAACACUUACAAUCUGAUUGGAGCUGCUGAAAAGGUUCUGAAAAUUCCUGCAAACGAAAUUCUGGAACUUUUUGGUCGCAUGUUUUUCGAUUUUUGCCAAGAAUCUGGUUACGAUAAAAUUUUACAAGUUUUGGGAGCAACGCCAAGAGACUUUUUACAGAAUCUCGAUGCUCUUCAUGAUCAUUUGGCAACCAUUUAUCCAGGCAUGAGAGCACCAAGUUUCCGUUGUACUGAGCGUCUUGAAGAUGGUGCAUUGAUACUCCACUAUUACUCGGAACGAGCUGGCUUGGAGUAUAUCGUCAUUGGUAUUGUUAAGGCGGUGGCCAGCAAGUUGCAUGGAACCGAGGUUGAGGUUGAAAUAAUUGCCACCAAAGACGAUGGCAUUGACCAUGUUCAGUUUAGUAUUAAAGAGAAGUGUUCAAAUGGCCAAAGGAUUGCUGAACCAUUAGUCGAAGAGUUUGAGUAUUUAAACCUGGAUAAUCGAAUCAGUCCAAUGACCUUCUGCAAAGCAUUUCCAUUUCAUCUUAUUUUUGAUCGUAAUUUACAAGUUAAACAGGCGGGGACAUCAAUUUCUCGUGUUUUACCUGCUCUUCAACUGACCAGCUGUCGAGUCAAUACUGUUCUUGAAAUGGUCAGACCUCAUAUGGAGUUUGCUUUCAAAAACAUCUUAUCUCACAUUAACACUGUUUUUGUACUUCGAACAAUUACUGACAUGAUCUCAACUCGACCUCCAGAUUGUCCUCAUAAAGCAACAAACGUCAAGUUGCGAUUAAAGGGCCAAAUGAUUCAUAUUCCUGAAAACGAUUUAGUUUUAUUUCUUUGUUCACCUUCUGUUGUUAACCUCGAAGAUCUCAAUAAUCAAGGUCUAUACCUUGAGGAUAUACCACUUCAUGAUGCAACCCGUGACCUUGUUUUACUUUCCCAACAAUUUGAAGCUGAAUACGAAUUGACCAAAAACUUGGAAAUUUUAACCGACAAACUACAGCAAACUUACCGUGAACUGGAAGAAGAAAAAAAGAAGACAGAUUGCCUUCUCUACUCUGUUCUACCUCCAUCCGUAGCCAAUGAACUUCGUCACGGUCGUCCAGUGCCAGCUAAAAAGUAUGAAUCAGUGACCAUUUUGUUUAGUGGAAUCGUCGGUUUCAGUACAUUUUGUGCCAAAAACUCGGAUGCCAAAGGAGCCAUGAAAAUUGUUAAGCUUUUAAACUGUAUAUAUACAACUUUCGAUGUCCUCACAGACCCUAAGAAAAACCCAAACGUCUACAAAGUUGAAACUGUUGGUGAUAAAUACAUGGCUGUUAGUGGCUUACCUCAACCUUGUCCUUCUCACGCUCGCUGUAUUGCCAAGUUGGCUCUAGACAUAAUGGACCUUUCCAAGACAGUAAAGACUGAAGACGUCGACGAUGUUCAAGUUACCAUUGGGAUUCAUUCAGGUGAAGUAGUUACCGGAGUCAUUGGACGCCGAAUGCCUCGUUACUGUCUCUUUGGUAACACCGUGAACCUGACAAGUAGAACUGAAACAACAGGAGCUCCAGGUAAAAUAAACGUCUCAGAAACAGCUUACCGUCUGCUGCAACAAGAAGACAACAAGGACGAAACCUUUGAUUUCCAACUUCGUGGUCCUGUGACCAUGAAGGGUAAAACCGAUCCAAUGAUGGUUUACUUCCUUACACGAAAACCCGUUAAAGAAUCAAAAGUUGAAGAGUGAAUCAAAUCGUAAAAAGUCAGCAAAUGUGAUAAAUAUUUUACUGUUGAACCAAACAAAUGCACGAAUUACGAAAACAAUGUUUUCUCAACAUGCAUUGCCCAUCUUCAUCGCAUUUCUUUUCAUUUACAAAACACCAAAAAUUCUGUGCAACUUUUUUCUCUUUUUUAGAUUAAAGUGUUUUCUUUUCUAAAAAUAUGUAUCCAAAAACACUGCCUUGGAUAUUUGAUGCAAUAAACGCUGAACCAAGUUUCAUUGUUAUACAAGUGAAACCUUUGUAAAAUCAAUUUGUAAGCGAUGAAUAAAAACGAUCGACAAAAUGAA